This is a messenger RNA of Gongylonema pulchrum, 255 nucleotides long. The record is from the annotation of a GenBank genome assembly. NCBI's taxonomy places the organism in Eukaryota, Metazoa, Nematoda, Chromadorea, Rhabditida, Gongylonematidae.
AUGUCGACUUCGGCACAAUUCGAUGAGCACUACGAAGAGCCGCUUCCGCCACAUGAUGAAGAUGAUGCGCCCGGAGGCACUGCUGCUGGAACAAUGAAUGGUGGUACCACGGAACCAGAGACUUCUCAGGAAGAAAAUGCAGUUUCGGACGACGAUGACAGCGACGAUGAGGAAGUGGUGAUCACAGUUGGCCAACCAAAACCGAACGUACCAUUUGUCUCGGUGCGUUUUUUUUUUUUUUGGUUUCGUUUUUGA